AUGGGUGUCCACGGCCUAUGGGACCUUCUAUCUCCGGUUGGUCGACGGGUUUCCGUCGAAACCCUCGCCGGGAAAAGACUCGCAAUUGAUGCGAGUAUAUGGAUGAUUCAAUUCAUGAAGGCUAUGAGAGACGAGAAGGGAGAGAUGGUCAGGAAUGCUCACUUGUUAGGGUUUUUCCGCCGUAUUUGCAAGCUUCUCUACCUCCGUACUAAGCCGGUCUUCAUCUUUGAUGGCGGCACGCCGGCUCUUAAACGCCGCACUGUUAUUGCGCGACGACGCCAGCGCGAGAAUGCUCAAGCUAAAAUCCGCAAGACCGCCGAGAAGCUUCUUCUCAAUCAACUCAAGAAAAUCAGAUUGCAAGAAGUCGCUGAUCAUCUUGAGAAUCAGAGGAAGAGUAAUGUUGACAAAGGCAAAAAGAUUGCUACAGAGGAAACAGAUUUCGUAGAUAAGACGUCAGCGGCAACCAAAUCGUUUGUGGAUUGUUGCAAUCAAGAAGAACUAGAUGAAUUGUUGGCUGCGUCCAUUGCAGCUGAGGAACAAGAAUGUUUUCCUGUUGCUGAGUCCUCAUCUGCUCAUCAGAUUCAAACGGAGGAUGAGGAUGGCUACGAGGAUGAAGAGAUGAUACUUCCUGCAAUUGAAGGAAAAAUUGAUCCUGCCAUCUUAGCUGCAUUACCUCCAUCUAUGCAACUUGAUCUUCUUGUUCAGAUGAGGGAGAGAUUGAUGGCAGAGAAUAGGAAAAAAUACCAGCGGGUUAAGAAGGUCCCUGCUAGGUUUUCAGAAUUGCAGAUAGAAGCUUAUCUCAAGACAGUUGCUUUCCGUCGUGAGAUAGAUGAAGUUCAGAAAUCUGCUGCUGGAAGGGGAGUUGGUGGGGUGCAAACUUCAAGGAUUGCAUCUGAAGCAAAUCGGGAAUUUAUAUUUUCUUCAAAUUAUGAUGGGGACAAAUCGGUGCUUACAUCUAAUGGAGAAGCAAGUAAGAACAAUGACCAGAGUAUUGCACCAAUAGUGAAUCCAUUUAGAAGUGCUACUGAUACUGUAGCAUCUUUAGAGAAAAGCAGUGCUGUAGGAAUUUCUGCAGAGGAACCUCAAAAAGGAUUGGAGAAUGAUGUUGAGACAUAUCUGGAUGAAAGAGGUCGUGUUCGAGUCAGUAGAAUGAGAGCUAUGGGAAUCCGUAUGACUCGUGAUAUACAAAGAAACUUGGAUCUCAUGAAAGAGGUCGAGGAAGAAAGAGUCGAGAAAACUGGCAACUUAAGAGAUCAAUCUGCUGGUCAUGGUGCUACUCAAGACAGUGCUUCUGGUGAAAUCCAGUUUUCCCAAGCCUCUCGUGAAAGGACUCCGGAAAAUGGCAACAAUGAAGAAACUGUUCUGGAUGCAGGAACUUCUAUUGAGAUAUCUUUUGAAGAUACAGGGCAGCAUGAAUUAGGCAGCGAAGACGAUGAUCUCUUUGCCCAGUUAGUAGCAGGGGAUCCUGUUAUGGAUUUUUCUUUGGAUGAUUCUCUUUCAAAGAAGCAAUCUGUGGAUUCUGCUUCAGAUCUAGAGUGGGAGGAAGCUGGGAAAAAUAAAGGUGGUAGUAGCGACAUAGAAUUGGAGGGCAAUUCCAAUGAGGCAAAUGGAAUGAGCUUGGAACAGGAAUUGGAAUGGGUGGAGGGUGGUAUUGAAAAUGAAGGUAAUGUGUUGAGUAAUAAAGAAGUGAAAGGCAACUCUCUUCUGGCAAAUGGAAGGAGAACAGAACAAGAAUUUGAACGGGAGGAAGGAUUCGGAGGCAAUCAAGAAGAUAUUUCUGCUUCCACUGGAUGCAAGAAAGUUUUCUCUAAAGGUUCCCUGGAAGAAGAAGCUGAUUUUCAGGAAGCAAUUCGGAGAAGUCUUCAGGAUCUUGACAGCAGAAUAACACUUGAUGACUCUAAUGUAGUUAAAAAAUCUAUCUCAACAGCGGAAUCUGUCAGUUUGGUGGUAGAUGCUAGGUUUACACAGAAAGAAGGUGACUUGAAUCAUGGAGAAGCCCCUUCAAGGUUUGUUAGCAUUCAACACAAUGACCCCGUUUCUGAAUUUCAAGAAACUAUCAACGGUGCUGCUAUUGUGGUGAAAGGAAAUUCUACAAGGACCAGUGAUCCCUUGGAGGCCCGUCAUUUAGGAGGAAGUUGUGGUAAGAUGGAAGUUUUGCCAGUAAACUCUCAAGAUGACCUGGGUUUGCAAGAUACUAAUCAAUAUAUGGAUGCAAAGUGCUUUACGGAGCAAGAACUAAGUGACCUGGUUUCUUCUAAAGCCAAUGGCAAUAGCAAAGUGCAACCUUCUUAUGCUUCUGGCAACGAUAAUAUGAUCACUUCAGGAGAUGACCAGUCUAAACAAGCUACGGAACCUGAAGAAGCCUGUGAGAAAUAUUUGGUGAAGGAUGUUAACAUCACUCAGGAGUCAGCUGCGGAGGAACUUCAUGAGUUUCUCUCCAAGGAAGUAGAGGAAUCUUUUGAUAAAGUUACUUCUUCGUACGAUCGGAAGGAAGAGGUUGAAAUUACACGGGCUAGUUUGGCGGAGGAAAUGUCAAUUUUGGACGAGGAGUGCAAAGAACUUGGAGAUAUGCAGAGAAAGCUCGAGAGAACAGCUGAAUCUGUAAAUAAUGAAAUGUUUACUGAAUGCCAGGAGUUGCUACAAAUGUUUGGUUUACCUUAUAUCAUUGCUCCCAUGGAAGCUGAAGCACAAUGUGCAUAUAUGGAACUCGUAAAUCUAGUUGAUGGUGUAGUCACUGAUGACUCUGAUGUGUUCUUGUUUGGGGCACGAAGUGUUUACAAGAACAUCUUUGAUGAUCGCAAAUAUGUCGAGACCUACUUUAUGAAAGAUAUUGAAAAUGAGCUUGGCUUGAAUCGCGAAAAGUUGAUUCGUAUGGCUAUGCUUCUUGGAAGUGACUAUACUGAAGGCGUGAGCGGAAUUGGCAUUGUAAAUGCCAUCGAGGUCGUAAAUGCUUUUCCUGAGGAAGAUGGCCUUCGCAAAUUCCGGGAAUGGAUCGAGUCACCAGAUCCUUCAAUUUUAGGAAAGCUUGAUGUGCAAGCAGGAGGUAGUGCAAGGCAGAUAGAACCCCAAGUUAGUGACAUGGAAAGUUGCUCAAGUCACAAGGGGGUCAAAGGCCGUGCAUCAAAUGGGAAUGCUUCCGGGUCAGAAGAUGAAGUUUCAAAAAUAAAGCAGACAUUUAUGGAUAAGCAUAGAAACGUGAGCAAAAACUGGCACAUUCCUCCUUCUUUCCCAAGUGAGGCUGUUGUUUCAGCAUACAAUUCUCCUCACGUAGACAAGUCUACAGACCCAUUCUCUUGGGGAAAGCCAGAUCAUCUUGUGCUUCGCAAGUUAUGUUGGGAAAAGUUUGGAUGGAGCACCCAGAAGGCUGAUGAGUUAUUGCUUCCUGUGUUGAGGGAAUAUGACAAGCGUGAGACUCAACUGCGGUUAGAAGCAUUUUACUUCAAUGAAAGAUUUGCUAAAAUUCGGAGUAAGAGGAUCAAAAAAGCUGUCAAAGGGAUUGCAGGAAACUCGGACCUGGUGGAUGACUCAGCACAAGUUGGUUCCACAAAGAAAAAGAGAAGAAAAGUGAACAAAGAUGAUGGAGAUGGGGUUACUCCAGGAAAAGCUUCACAAGGAAAAGAAUUUGCUGAUGCUAGUAAUGAAGUCAUUGUUUCAGAAAAGCUACAUGGAAAAUUGUCGAAGAAGACCAGAAGGAAAGCUAAUCCUUCUUCGGAACUUGCUAAAUCUAGCUCUGAUGAUGACAUCUGUAAUGACAGAGGGCAAGAUUCCCAAGGUAGUUCCAGAGAGCCAAGUCAAGUACGCAGGUCAGGACGGCCUCGAAAAGCUGUGAAUUACGCACUGAAUGAUAUCGAACUUGAUGAGCCCAAUCAGGAUGAUGGAAACCCCAAUAAGGAGAAUCUUGCUGGGAAAGAGCCAUGUGCAGAUAUGCCUGAGGCUGGUUAUUCAGCAGCUGUUCCCAGCAAAAUACAAGCCGUUGGACGUACAGAUCCAGAAUUCAAUGUGGAAUGCACUGGAUUGGAUGAGAGUUCACAUUUGAAUGAGGCUAAACAAGACAAGGUGACUGACCAACUUAGUGCAUGUCCAGUUGCUGACUCUCUUACUGAGUCACAGUUGUCUGGGGAUUACCUUACCACAGGGGGUGGAUUUUGCUUAGAUGAGGAUGAUACGGCUGAGAAUGUGCAAGGCUUAUCUACACGCUCAACAAGUGUGGAAAUUUGUGAUUCUGAUCCUUCUAAAGGUUCUGGCUUAAAGGAAGAUGGAAGUGCAACGAGACCAAUUAAAGUGUAA
Oldenlandia corymbosa var. corymbosa is the source of this 4287-nucleotide messenger RNA. NCBI's taxonomy places the organism in Eukaryota, Viridiplantae, Streptophyta, Magnoliopsida, Gentianales, Rubiaceae. The record is from the annotation of a GenBank genome assembly.